This is a messenger RNA of Peniophora sp. CBMAI 1063, 1350 nucleotides long. The record is from the annotation of a GenBank genome assembly. Lineage: Eukaryota; Fungi; Basidiomycota; Agaricomycetes; Russulales; Peniophoraceae.
AUGUUUGCGGCACGAAAAGUAGCGCCCGCACUCCUUCAGUCGACCGGCUCGCGCCUGGCCAGCGCUGCCGCUGCCGCACCGACGAAGGAUAAAUACAAGGUCGUCGUGCUUGGUGGCGGCUCCGCCGGUAUUGCGGCUGCACAGCAGAUCUAUGAUAGGUUUGCGAGUGCGGGCAAGUCGUUGAACCCUCAGGACAUUGCCAUCGUCGAUGCGGCCGAGUGGCACCACUACCAGCCAGGAUGGACUCUCGUCGGUGCUGGCCUGAAACAAAAGUCUGAAUUACGCCGUCCUCUCGCGUCCCUCAUUCCUUCGCAUAUCGCACACCUCCCGGAGAACGUCAAGUCGUUUGACCCGGCAAAGAACGCCAUCACUACCGAUGCAGGCCGUACAGUGUCGUACGACCAGCUUGUUGUCGCAACUGGUCUACAGAUCAACUUCGACGGCAUUGAGGGCCUUCCUUCCGCACUCGGGGACCCCAACUCUGGCGUUUCCACCAUCUACUCCUACAACACGGCUGACAAAGUUUGGACGGACAUUGAGGCUUUGCGCUCGGGACGUGCAAUCUUCACACAGCCUGCCGGAAUUAUCAAGUGUGCCGGCGCACCUCAAAAAAUCAUGUGGAUGGCAUGGGACAGGUAUCGCCAGACUGGUCGUGGCGACAACAUCAAGGUCGACUUCAUCACAGGCAUGCCAACCAUGUUCAGCGUCAAGAAGUACUCGGACAGGCUCGAUGCUCUGCGCCUUGAGCGUGGUGUGGGCGGCAAGUUCGGUCAUAACCUUGUAAAGGUUGACCCGAGCACGAAGACGGCGACGUUCAAGACUGGCGACGGUACUCUUGUGACGGAGGACUACACUCUCUUGCACGUGGUGCCACCCCAGGGCCCUCUGAAUGUCAUGAAGGGCGCGCCGAUCGCAGAUGCUGCUGGCUGGGUCGACGUUAACAAGGACACCCUUCAGCACGUCAAGCCCGAGUACGCGAACGUGUGGGCCAUCGGCGACGCGUCGUCGUUGCCGACCAGCAAGACCGCUGCGGCUGCUAUCGCUCAGGCGCCGGUAUUGACGGAGAACUUGUUCAGCCUUGUCGACACCGGCAAGAUCAGCUCGGCAACCUACUCUGGGUACACCAGUUGCCCGUUGCUCACCGGCUACGGCCAACUCCUACUUGCCGAGUUCAAGUACGGCCUCGUGCCGGACGAGACGUUCGCACAGUUCGUCGGCGACCAGGCAACUCCGCGUAGGCUCUUCUACCACUUCAAGAAGGACCUCUUCCCGUGGGCCUACUUCAACGCUCAUGUCAAGGGCAAGUGGUACGGUCGCACUGGAUUCAGCCGCCCGGUCUUUGCUGCAUAG